Chaetomium globosum CBS 148.51 is the source of this 1782-nucleotide messenger RNA. RefSeq lists its product as uncharacterized. The record is from RefSeq and is a predicted model, not a curated record. Gene Ontology annotation, molecular function: zinc ion binding; nucleic acid binding; catalytic activity. Lineage: Eukaryota; Fungi; Ascomycota; Sordariomycetes; Sordariales; Chaetomiaceae. The transcript is spliced from 3 exons. Bases 1 to 1782 code for a protein of 593 amino acids.
AUGUACCGAAUGAUUACCGAGCAGCGAAACACGAUUGGCGAACUACGCGAGGUGAUUUGCAAGCAGCACGACGCGAUUCAAGAACUACAUCGCCAACUUGCAGACACCAGGACCCAGCUUUCUGAAGAACUGAGACAAGCGCGGGAUCAGAUUGAUACCCUUCAACGCCACCCGGUAGCCAUGGCUUCGUCCCAACCAAGCGCAAGAGGGUCAUACGCCGAAGUCGCUCGCACCCCACCAUCAAGCCAGCCAAGCGGUGUGCGCACCCUCUCCUCGCGAAACACGACGCCUUCAUCCUUUACCGACACGUUGUUCUGUACGAUCGAUACAUCUAGGGUGGAGGAGAAAGAGAAGGGAAACGUCCAGGUGGCGGACAUUAGAAAGGCAAUCGAGACAGAGGCCAGGGCACAGGAAAGCAUGGGAGACUGGCGUUGCGCUGCGGUUGUGAAGGAGGCCCGAAACCCGGACCGAGUCAGAGUAAUUUGCAGGGACGAAGGCGAGGUCCAGCUCGUCAAGGAAGCGGCAGUGAAGAUCAGUGUUCCUGGAGUGCGGGUAUUGAGAGACCAGUUGUACCCGGUGAGGGUAGACAAUGCCAACCGAACAGCGGUCCUCGAUGCGGACGGAAACAUCCUGCCGGGAGCCGCAGAGGUGCUAGGGACAGAGAACGACGUCAACAUUGCGAAGAUUGCCUGGCUCAGCAGGAAGGAUACAAGCAAGGCCUACGGCUCGAUGGUUGUCUACGUGACGAAGGGCAGCGAAGCAAGGCGACUUCUAGACGGGCGUUACUUCCAUCUCGCCGGAGAAUCCGCUUACACGACCGUUUUCGCGCCCCGGGAAGGCCCAAUCCAGUGCUACAGAUGCCAGGAGAUCGGCCAUAAGGCCUUCGCCUGCAAAAAGCCGCAAAGAUGCGGAAGGUGUGCGGAACAGGGUCACCACCACAAGACGUGUCAGUCCGUGGUCCUGAAGUGCGUGCUAUGCAGAGGACCACACGAGUCAUUUAGCAAGAACUGUCGGCAGAGUCUGCUAAACGACGAGGGACUCAAGGACUUCGCAGUGCUGGCCAUCUCCGAACCAUAUGCCAGGCUGAUCGAAGGCUCGGUGACGACGGUCCCAAUGAGUCAUCACAACUGGACGAAGCUGAUACCAACGACAAGACGAGAAACCACGUGGCCCAAUUCGGAGCAUGCUAUGGCCUCUCCCAAGAGCACGAAGACGUGGCAGUCAGGCGACAUUGAGAGCACAAUCGACCUGGUACUGGCCUCUGCAGAUCUAGCAGACCAACUACUCAGAUGCACGAUUCACCCCUGCGACCAUGGCUCAGACCACAGAGCAAUCGAGACAGCUUUUGACACCACGGUGGAGGACCGUCCCAGUGAGACGAGGUUCCUCUUCAAGAACGCGCCCUGGGCGGAAAUUAGGACUAGGGUGGCAGCAAACCUCGAACGCAUCCCCUGGGACGGCAAUGUCCAGCAGCAGACGGACAGGCUCAUGGCAGCGGUAACCGAGGCGGUCUACGGCCUGACACCUAAAGCCAAACCCUCACCAUACGCCAAGCGGUGGUGGACAACGGACCUGACACGGCUUCGCCAGACAUACACGUUUUGGAGAAACCAGGCGAGAUCUCGACGUAGGAUUGGGCAAACAGCACCAGAGCUCGAACAACGAGCCAGGAUGGCAGCCAAAGAGUACCACGACGCCAUCCGCAGACAGAAGAGUUCGCAUUGGAACGACUUCCUGGCCGACGUCGGAGUGCACUGUGGCUCCACUUGGUUGGGCACGUGA